Saprolegnia diclina VS20 is the source of this 1614-nucleotide messenger RNA. RefSeq lists its product as hypothetical. The coding region runs from base 41 to 1402 and encodes 453 amino acids. Gene Ontology annotation, cellular component: cytoplasm. The transcript has 3 exons. NCBI's taxonomy places the organism in Eukaryota, Oomycota, Saprolegniomycetes, Saprolegniales, Saprolegniaceae. The record is from RefSeq and is a predicted model, not a curated record.
GGCGGCGAUCUUAAUUUCGGCACAGUCGAAUCCAGAGCACAUGCGGGAGAUCGUGACCCUGCAGUUUGGCAGCGCCAGCAACCGCGUCGGCGAGGCUCUCUGGUCCAGCGCGUUGCGCGAGUCCGCCGGGCGCCAGCCUGGUGAUGAGCAGGAGGCCGACAUGUCGCUCAUGCUCCGCAACGGCCGCAGCGUUCCGCGCACCGUGGCCUUUGGUGGCAAGGGCGAAAUCAAGGUGGCCGGCGCCCGGCAGGACCACGAGGUGAGCGCGUGGGAUGGCGGUGUCAAGACCGUCGCCCAAGACGACAAUGGUGUUGGCGAGGCUGCUAUGCCAACGUCGGUCUUGCACCCGCGCUCGGUCGUCGAGGUCGCCGAGUUUCGGUCGUUUGAUCCGAUGAACAACUACUACGAUGGGCUCCUCUCAGGCGACGGCAAGCUGCGCCGCGAGACGCUCGAAGCUGCCCAAGACCACGUGCGCCAGUCGCUUGAGGCGUGCGACUCGAUCCAGGGCGUCCAAUGCUUUGUGGAUAUCGACUCGACCUGGGGCGGCUUUGCGACAGAAGUCCUGCGCGAGCUCCGCGAAGAGUGCCCCUCGGCCUUUGUGAUGUGCGCCGGCCUCGACGAGCGGUACCCGCUUACGCCGCAAGUGGGCCUCUUUGACCAAGCCAAGCACGACGGCCGCCGUGCCAUCAACAUGGCGUCCUCGAUCCUCCAUUUGCACGAGCUCUCGGACGUCUUCUUCCCGCUGGCCACGUCGGGCGACGCAGUAGGCUCGUUUGCGACUUUGUCGCCGAUCUCGACCGACGGACCGCUGCUGACGGCCGCGGCCUGGGACGUCAUGUCGGCACCCUACCGCUUCCCGCGCACGUCCAACAUGCAGAUGCGAAACGUCGCCUUUCCGCUGCGGCGCAGCAUGAAGGUCAUGGAGCUCGCUUGCUUGUUGGAUCCGCCAGCCGAUUUCUUCAAACAAAGUGGCGCCACUCGCUUGGAGCUCCUGGAUGCUGCGUCGCUGCUGCCGAUUGGCGUGCAAGAUCCGUCGUGGACGCGGUCGCGUCAGUACCAUUUGCAGCUCUUGACGCUGCGUGGCGACCCCACUGCGUUUGCUGGCGUGACGAUGCCGACGUGGCAGCUCAAGGCGCCGUUCGACUUUUGCCACCUUGUGACGCUCCCGCGCCCAUUAGUUGCCCUGCCCGAGGCACCGGUCUUUGCUUCCUUGACGUCCACGGCGUGUCUCUCGGCGGUCAUGAUCACAGACGCGAUCCCCAAGUACCUGAGUGGCCUCGCGCAUGGCGUCCAUACGAUUGACCGCCGCGUCGUCCACGAGUACGUACAAGCCGGCAUGAGCUUUGACGCGCUGCGUGAACUGCACUCGGACUUGCUCACGCUCUCGGACUCGUCGCUGUAGAGUACGAGGCUCUUUGUGUCCUACGUAGAAUAGAAACACUCAAGUGUCGGGGGUUGUUGUUACUAGUGCGGAGAGGCUGCAGCAUACUUGGUAGGAGACGACGCCGACGCAGGAAGAACGGCCAACGCGCUCAGGAAGCAACGUCUCUCCGUCUCUCUGCUCCAACAAGCUCUUUGCCUUUUCGGCGCGGGCGCGUCAUUGCCGCUGCUGCA